AUGAGCUGGGGCACCGAGCUGUGGGAUCAAUUUGACAACUUAGAAAAACACACACAGUGGGGAAUUGAUAUUCUUGAGAAAUACAUCAAAUUUGUAAAGGAAAGAACAGAGAUUGAACUCAGCUAUGCCAAGCAACUCAGCAUUUCCACGAUGGACGGAAGGCCCAGCAGCACAUAG
Pipistrellus nathusii (Nathusius's pipistrelle) is the source of this 177-nucleotide messenger RNA. NCBI's taxonomy places the organism in Eukaryota, Metazoa, Chordata, Mammalia, Chiroptera, Vespertilionidae. The record is from the annotation of a GenBank genome assembly.